Molecule: messenger RNA, 1814 nt
Organism: Tauraco erythrolophus (red-crested turaco)
Lineage: Eukaryota; Metazoa; Chordata; Aves; Musophagiformes; Musophagidae
Gene: KCNJ4
Product: potassium inwardly rectifying channel subfamily J member 4
Biological process (GO): regulation of monoatomic ion transmembrane transport; potassium ion import across plasma membrane
Cellular component (GO): plasma membrane
Molecular function (GO): inward rectifier potassium channel activity
Source: RefSeq, a predicted model, not a curated record
AUGAUACAGAGAGCCAUGGGCAGCAUCCGAGUCAACCGGUACAGCAUCGUCUCGACCGAAGAGGAUGGACACAAAGUCUCUGCACUGGGCAGCAUGAACGGACACAGCCGGAAUGGGAAGGGCCAUGCCCCCCGGCGGAAGCACCGCAACCGCUUUGUGAAGAAGAACGGCCAGUGCAACGUCUACUUUGCCAACCUGAGCAACAAGUCUCAGCGCUACAUGGCCGACAUCUUCACCACCUGUGUGGACACGCGCUGGCGGUACAUGCUUAUGAUCUUCUCCGCCGCCUUCCUGGUCUCCUGGCUCUUCUUCGGCUUCCUCUUCUGGUGCAUCGCUUUCUUCCACGGCGACCUCAAUGCACCGGCAGUGGGAGGCGGUCCCUCUCUCUUCAAGCCUUGCAUCAUGCAUGUGAACAGCUUCCUAGGGGCUUUUCUUUUCUCAGUGGAGACUGGGUAUGGCUUCCGCUGCGUGACUGAGGAGUGCCCACUGGCCAUUAUGGCAGUUGUGGUCCAGUCCAUCGUGGGCUGCGUUAUUGACUCCUUCAUGAUUGGCACCAUUAUGGCCAAGAUGGCGAGGCCCAAGAAGCGGGCCCAAACACUCCUCUUCAGUCACCAUGCGGUCAUCUCUGUGCGAGAUGGCAAACUGUGCCUUAUGUGGCGAGUGGGUAACCUGAGGAGGAGCCACAUUGUGGAGGCCCAUGUCCGAGCCCAGCUCAUCAAACCCUACAUGACAGAGGAAGGGGAAUACCUCCCCCUGGACCAGCGGGACCUCAAUGUGGGCUAUGAUGUGGGCCUCGAUCGUAUAUUUUUGGUCUCACCCAUUAUCAUCGUUCAUGAGAUUGAUGAGGAGAGCCCGCUCUAUGGGAUUGGCAAGGAAGAGCUGGAGACAGAGAACUUUGAGAUUGUUGUUAUCCUGGAGGGGAUGGUGGAAGCCACAGCCAUGACCACACAGGCACGAAGCUCUUACCUCGCUAGUGAAAUCCUUUGGGGUCACCGUUUUGAACCAGUUGUGUUUGAGGAGAAGAACCACUACAAAGUGGAUUAUUCGCGCUUUCACAAGACCUACGAGGUAGCUGGCACGCCUUGCUGCUCAGCCCGGGAGCUGCAAGAAAGCAAGAUGACUAUCCUACCUUCUCCCCCACCUCCCAGUGCCUUCUGCUACGAGAACGAGCUGGCUCUUGUCAGUCAAGACGAAGAUGAAGACGAUGACGAAGUGGGUGUGGUGUUAGGAGGCAGUACUAAAGAAGAGGGAGGUGUCAUCCAGAUGAUGGAUUUUGGAAGCCACCUGGACCUGGAGCGGCUCCAGGCAACUCUGCCCCUAGAUACAAUGUCAUACCGCAGGGAAUCUGCCAUCUAACUCCUCCAGCCUCCCCAUUCCACACCCGUCACCCACCAUCUCCUCCUCCAUUCUGCACCCGUACGUAGCUGGAUAAGUCCCUUGUCCACCAAAAAAUGCCUCCCGUGACUGCCUCUCAGACCUUUAGUACAUCAAGCCCUGGAGCUGCUCUGAUAUAUUCCCUUUCCCAUGGAGUCAUAAUGCCUGGAAGAGGAGUGAGGAUACACUACUCUUCCAGUGCGUGCAGCUUGUGCUAGGAUCCCUUUCCCGCCCAGAGACAGGACAGCAGCACACCCGUUUUCUCAUCUCUGGAGAGGUGACAGGAGUCUGUGCCCUCAAGGACAGACCAGGACCUGCAGCAAGUGUUUCUGCUGCUGAGGAAACAGCAGACUUUCUGUUUCAUCUCGAUGUGGGUAAGCCCCAUGGCUGUCAAGAGUCAUGACUAUCACUAGGGGAGGAGCGGUAUCUAACCACUGACC